Messenger RNA from Hydractinia symbiolongicarpus, 2327 nucleotides. RefSeq names its product repressor of RNA polymerase III transcription MAF1 homolog. The coding region runs from base 395 to 1117 and encodes 240 amino acids. The transcript has 5 exons. NCBI's taxonomy places the organism in Eukaryota, Metazoa, Cnidaria, Hydrozoa, Anthoathecata, Hydractiniidae. Gene Ontology annotation, cellular component: nucleus. Gene Ontology annotation, biological process: negative regulation of transcription by RNA polymerase III. The record is from RefSeq and is a predicted model, not a curated record. Gene Ontology annotation, molecular function: RNA polymerase III core binding.
CUCUGACGUAAUUUGUUUUGAGCAGAUUUUUUUGAGGCGCCUGAACAACAACAAGAUUUUUACCAAAUUUGUUUAGCAAAAAGAAAGUAAAAGGGUUACAAUACGUUUCCUUAUUUUCAUUUUGAGAACGCCUUAAAGUUGCUGGAUGGAGUUUGAUUCGCUAACGAUCCAAAUGCAGCAAAUAUCUAGAAUAUCCUACAUUUGGUCAUCACUUUUACCAUUUAUGAUACGAAGUAUUUAUUUUUAAAGAAAGAUAGUUACAGCUAGCUAUAUAUAUUUAUAUACACUAACAAAGUUAACACCACAGGAGAAGCUUCAACAUACGUUGUGAACUAAAAUUAAAGGCAUCAAUUUAUUUGAACACUAGCUAUAGCCGUGUGGUUAAACAGAGAAAAUGAAACUACUUCAGAAUACUGGAUUUGAAUCGCUCAGUUCUGCAUUGUCUUUUCAGGGAGAUAAUAUUAACAUUCAAGGAAGCAUUGAAAGUUACUCUUGUAAAAUGACUGGAAAUGACAAAAAACUGUACAAGGAGCUCAAUACUCAAGGUCAUAGUCCAAAAGAUUUGGAGGCAUUGUCACCCUCUGAAUCACAACUGCAACACUUGCAUGGGCUUUCUCCAAAUUCCAUGUAUGCUCCACGAAGUCGAUUAUCGAGUACAGAGGAUGAUUCUUCUGAAUUUAUAUCUGUGAUGAACAGGAAAAUGUUGUUUACUCUCCUUUCAACAUUAAAUGCUUCUUUCCCAGAUUAUGACUUUAGUCACGUGAAAUCUGAAGAAUUUAGCCGUGAGGAUGAUUUAUCAUUUGUUGUGAAUACAGUGAAUAGUAAUUUGUCAACAUCUAUGGGGGAGGACUUUGCUAAGUUGAGUGCUGAGUUGUGGAAAUCAUUAGAUGAUGAAAUUUGUCUUCAGGAUUGCCAAAUAUAUAGUUACAACCCUGAUAUGGACACUGAUCCUUUUGGAGAGGAAGGAAGUUUGUGGUCUUUCAACUAUUUCUUCUUCAACAAACAGAUGAAACGGAUUGUAUUUUUCAAAUGCAAUGGCACAAGUCUAAUGGCUGAUUCUUCGAACGAUUAUGAUGAUAACUUCAAUCAGUUUAAAAUGGACACUGAGUCUGAUUAAGAUGUGGUUGGAUGAGUGUACUAAAGCAUAAGUGUAAAUGCUUUAUUGAUUUGUGUCCUCUUUUUUCUGUAUAAUGUGAACUCUCAUGAUAUGUGAUGUCAACUAAAAUUAGUUCUUAAUAUUUUUUUUGUUCUUUCGAUUUGUAAUGUUUUGUUUAUUUAAGUUAUGCAAGUCAUUUUUGUGUAACUAAUUAUUGAUUUGAAGCAUGAUACAGAAAUUUUUAGUACGAGCCAUAGUUCGGACAUUUUUAUAGUUCAACAUAGGGUUCCAGAUGCCUGCAUAAUUUUGGAGUGCAGUCUAUGAACUCGGUGUUAAAUAUUUGUUCAGGCGAGUGUGACCAGAAACGUUCUGAAACCAGUAUUGGCGUUUAAUCAGGGCGAUUGAAAAGGAGGCCGGUAAAAUAAAUCCAACUGGUCUAAAAAUGUCACGUCGUACCAAAAACGACUUUUUUGAAAACAACAGUAAUGGAUGUCCAUUGUGUUUUAGACAGGUUUGAUAUUGUUCCGAAAUGAUUCAUUUUUUUAGUUCACUUUAUUUAUUGUUUUAUGUUGUAUAUAAAUUUUCACGUUUUUUUUGUUUAUUUGGAUGAUUGUUGAGAGCAAUCAGUCACUUUCAUUAUAUGAAUAAUUUUAGCUGUAUAUGUUUUUUCAUAGCAUGUGUUUUAAUAAUGCUAUAUACUUUGUUCUUAUGUAUAUAUAAUCUUACUUGUGGAGAAGAAUGAACUCACAAAAACGUUAUGAUGACGUCAUAAUUUUAUUCGUACUAAUUUUGCGCAUUGGAAAGCAUUUAUCCCGCGCGAAGUAAUUUUCGCUAAUGUUUGAAUUCCUGCAAGAUUAAUAUAAAAAAUAAAACAGUGUGAAAAUAGUAAAAUUCAGUGUUUAAGAAAAUUUAUUGGGAGAGGCGUUUUUUUUUUGCAGUUUUUACUGCCAAAACUGCCAAAACGAUUAGUACGAAUAAGGUGUUGUAUUGAACUUGCCAAUUGUGUUGUCUUUGAAUUUAACAAAAAACGAAAGUGAUAAAAUUUUUAUAUUACUAAGCGCAUCAUGCAAUAACACCAAAAAAUUACCUAAGUCAUAUCUACUUUGGUCUCGCACCUUUUCAUGCUUCGUUUCAUACUUGAGUUACACGAAUAUUGCUUUCUACGAUGUAGUUGUAAUUUUUUAAAUGUAAAAGACAUCUUUUUGUUUAUUUAUAUAUUUGUUUUACUUUA